Cyclocybe aegerita is the source of this 1113-nucleotide messenger RNA. The record is from the annotation of a GenBank genome assembly. Lineage: Eukaryota; Fungi; Basidiomycota; Agaricomycetes; Agaricales; Hemipholiotaceae.
AUGUCCAGUGCAUCUUCGAAUUCGGGAAUCUUUCUUCACGUGUGGCCAGGUCAAUGGGACCUGCCCUCGUUUGACCCCCUCUGUCUCGCAUCUGUCCUAUACCUUCAGUUCGCAAUUCCCGGCAAAUUCAAAGUCGUCGAAACCUCCAACCCAGACGCGUCGCCUGCUGGACAGCUCCCAUAUCUCGUGCAUGAGAAGCAUGUCGUCGCGUCGUUUCCCUCGAUCGUGAAAUACGUGUCAGAGCUGCAAGCCACGGACCCUUCUGUAUACCCGAACUCGAACCUUGAUGCCCGUCUCUCAAGUACAGACAGGGCGAAGUCGACUGCAUGGAAUGCGCAUGCGGAAUCCCACUUGGGAGAUUUAGUGUAUCACACACUGUUCUCUGUGGAUGAAAAUUGGUCAACCUUCGUAGGGCCUAUGCUUGCGGGCCUUUACCCUGUUCCCCAAAAAUAUUUUGUCCCGCGACGGAUACGAGAGUCAUACAUGCCGAAGCUGCAAGCGGCGGGUUUGUGGAGUGCCGUAGUGCAGGAAAAGCCUCGAGAGAAGCCUUUCCAGAGAGACGUAAAGCCUUUACCCAAGGAGGGGCUGAAGACAAAUGCAAAUGUCGCGCAAACCUUUGAACGAGAAAAGGCCAACCAAAAAGCGCGCACAGAGUUUGAGUUGUACGAAGAGCUCCUGCGUGGAAGGGAUUUCGUCUUUCACGAUAGCUUCUCUUCCGUUGAUUCAGCGAUCGCGGCCCAUACUAUUCUCCUGCUUCGGCCACCACAUCCUGAUUCCCUUUUCAAGGACCUCAUCCUCAAAUCAUAUCCCUGUAUCUCCUUGCACGCAGAGAGGAUACACACGCUCGCUUUAGGUCCACAUGCGUCGCGCAUUCCAACAACUCCAUUGUCAACGUCCUCGCUCUGGUCUUUGGUGUCCUCAUCAUGGCCCCCGAAGCCAUUGAAGGCAGGACCGCCAACAUCAGGUCUCGAAAGUGAACAGUCCAAUCGUAUAGCCUGGGGCUUAUUUGGCAUUGCUGUCGGGUCGCUUGCUACGUAUAUUGCGGUUGUUGGAGGCCAGUCGAAAGCUGUUGGGGAAGAUGAGGGGCAGAUAUCUCAGAAAUACGAGUCUUAG